Molecule: messenger RNA, 3571 nt
Organism: Pogona vitticeps (central bearded dragon)
Lineage: Eukaryota; Metazoa; Chordata; Lepidosauria; Squamata; Agamidae
Source: RefSeq, a predicted model, not a curated record
CGGUGCUCCCCAAAAUGCUAUUUCCACUGAUCUUUGUUUGGAGUGGAAGCCUUUGAAAGCUAGCAACCGGCAUUGCUGCAGAUGUUAUUGUUGUUGCUGCUGCUGUUGAUACUGGUCCACUUUGCAGGGCUGUUGUGCGAACUUAUGGGAAGCCUUUUGAGCCUUGCCAGGAAAUGCCUGGAAACAGCUAAUAAUCACUCAUUUGGCCCCAGGUGGUCCCCAUAAGUUAAGAAUAGCCUGCUUAAAUAGGUUAUCUGUUGGGUUGUGGGUUUUUUUCCCUUUUGUUUUUUUUAAACCUCUCUUAAAGGAGAGGACCCUUAAAUAAACGUGGACGUUGCAGCCAGAGUGAGCAAGAAGUUGUCUCUAAUCCGUGAAAUCUUCAAACCGGCUGCACUGCGGUUACAUGAUUAGUCAGAAGUGUGUCUUGCUGUGUUCAUCCAGGAAGAGCCGGUGCAACGUGGUACAAGGGUAUUCAGAAUUGGGCCCUGGGGUGACCAGAUGGGCCGACAGCUCCUAAGACUUUUGCUGCAGAGCAGAUGGAGGUGAGCUACGGCUGCAGCAGCUCCGUUCCAGAGGAUUCAGACGAUAACUUUGCCUCCUUCAGUGAAGGAAAGGAAGGAGAACCCUCCAGGAACUACGAGAAUGACCCAUUUGAAUCUUAUUCUUCUGGAGAGAAGUCGGAAUUGCCUUCAGCGUCGGAUCAGUCUGAGAGCACGUGGCAGUCAUCCGGUCAAAAUGAUGAAGUAGGACAAGAUCCUGAAUUUUUGAACCCUCUAGCAGUCGGAGAGUAUAUACCUGAGAAAUGGAUCAGCCUUCUGCAGAACAAGAGAGCUGGCACGGAGGUAGCCAGAACUGCCAGGGAGCCAAAUAAAGGAAUUUCUGAGGUAUCUGAAGAAGAACGGGGUGCUCGGCAAUCUUUUUGUGCCAUCAAGAUUAACCAGCUCCGUCGUCCACCAAGCUUAGCGCCACCGAAGAGGAAUAAGCGGAAUGAUCAGAGGCAUGGAUGCGCUUCAGAGGGAAAUCUGACGUGUGAUUUGAACUGCAUUGUGCCUGAUCAGCUACUGAACAGGCUCCGUCUGAAAAAUAUCAAGGAGGCUGUGAAACAGAUAGCAGAAACCGAAAUGCAUCACCCUUCACAGUGUUUCCCAUGCAUGGAGAAGAAAGCAGAGUUGGCCAAAUCUGCUUUUCUCAGACGAAGCAAGACCUUGGUGGAGGAGGUUUUGCUUCAGGAGAAGCUGGAAGAACAUCUGUAUGCCAAAGAUUCUCUCACCCUCAUUGGCGAAAUCCACAGAACCCUUCCUAAGCUUUCUGAGGAUCCCAAGAACAUAUGGUGGAAGCUGAACGAGCGGGGCCUGAAAGCGUCGAGCGGUGCCUUGUUCGUUGCAAAGAUUAAUUAAAGGAGACGAGGAAAAUAGGUUGACUCCACACACUCCGAGUGACACAGAGCCAGCCUUUGUGAGACACACAAACACCUGCUGUGGAAUUGCCAGCUUUGCACCCUAGUCCCCGUGCAAAGAAAGCAAUAUGCUCUCCUUUACCAAGAGAUGUUUUUCAAAUUACGGAAGGGGGCUUUAUCAUUAUUCUGACAAGCUGUAAGUAUUGGUUUGUGUGCAUUCCUUUUUGGGGUUGCGAGCAACUUGCAGCUGCCGCCACCACCUGUAAGGAAAACAAUUGGUUCUGUUUGUCAAGGCGGGGAGGUGUAAUGAUAGGAUUUCGGCUCGGUCCGUGCCUGCUGCCACUUGUUGAAUUGAAUGCCAGAGUCCCACGUAGAAGAAGGGCGCCCUGGGUGGGAGGGAAAAAAAACCCAGAAGAAACCAAAUGAGGUGUUCUAAAUUGCUGGCGAAAUGAAAAAUGCAGCCUGGAAUUAAUCCACAACCCCGAGGAUCCCACAGCAAUAAGCCGUGAUAUUAAAUUAGUAAUGUCAGCUUGUGAAUGUCGGAGCAACCAGAGAAUUAAACAGCCGACAUAGCUGUGUGUGUGUGUGGGGGGGUAGAAUAAUGCCCAAAUGUUGUUCUUAUAUUUGCUUGUCUGAAAGUUGAUGAACUGGCUUGGGAGGGGGAAUUAUAUCUCAUAAAGUUUAUGAUUAUGUUUUUCAAAUUUCUCUUUUGAUUAUUUUACUUCUGUUGUAAACCUCCCUGGAAUAUGAUGGACGAGCCUUGUGAAAAUGCUUGGAAUGAGUAAGCAGCAGAAAGGAACACAUCUGAUGUGUCUGCCUGGUGAAGAACAAGUAUUUUCCCCCUAUGAGAGGUGACAUUCAUAAACAGACUGGGUUGCUUGUGAAGGUGACACCCAUAGGUGUUACACUUGUAUGUGGCCGGUUAUGGGAUGGGCCACCUGUAGAUUACUAAACGGUGAGAGAAGGAGUAUGAAUCUUUGGCCUGCUGUAUGUUGUUGGGUGACAACUCCCAUCAUCCUUUAUCCCUGACUGUGCUGGGUAGGGCUGAUGGGGGCAACACCCAACCAUUGCUAAAUUUGAGCCCAAAGCUCUCUGCCCCCCCCAGCACUAGAUAAUGGUUUCUGAACCCCCUUUAACAAGAAGGCUGUUUGUUGUUUCUCCGCAUGAUCUUGGAUCUUGUCUCCUUCCAGCGGGCUGUCCCUGGGAAUAGGCUGGUUUUAUUUCUUGACAUCUCUGGGCAUGCUCUCUAGUUACCUCCUUCCAGACCACACACGUGCCCAGAUUUAUGACUUCUCCAUGUAAAAACAGGUAGAGAGGAAUGAAAAACCCUUGAUGCAUCCAUCGGUGUAGCUGUCAGAUGCCAAGAAAGGAUCGUUCCGUAUUGUCCCCCCCAAAGAAUGCAUGUACUGCUUGGUUUGUUUGAAAGAAAAUAUGGUGAAAAGUUACAGCCUCCGCUUACAGCUCCCUUGAAAGAGAGCAGGAUUAGGGAUAGGAAGCCUUUUUUGUAACAGUGUUCCCUGUUACUUUCAGAGGAGUCCCACCCCAACCUGUAGCUACGCAGCGAUUUCAAACCUGAGCAGCGCCGUAGAACCAGUGUUUAUUUUUAUAUUUCGUUUUAAUUUAACAUCAUGUUCCACCGUUUUGUGUACAAACUCUCUGUCUGAAAUUAUUGCUGUUACAGAAACAAUAUUUUUAUUUCCCUUCCCAGCUGAAAUGUGUUUUUUUUUUUUACCUUCCUCAGACAAGCCAGAGACAUAUGCUGUCAGGGGGGCUCAGCUGCUCCAAGGAGGCAGCAGAAGGUUCUGUUCAAGUUCAUGUCAUUUUAUAUUACAAGCAUCCACUUAGCUAUUUUUUUCCUCUCUCCCUUUCUGUCUUGCAACUGUCUCCUUCACCUGUGUGGAAUGACUUGGAACGAAGCGGGCAGUGAGGAAACGAAAACCAGCACAGGGAGAAAGCAGGCAGGGGACCUGUCUCCCUCCAGAGAUUGCUGGGUUGACAAUCCAUGUUGCCUCUAAUUCUGAGCGAUGCUGUGGCUGUUGGAGCCUUCUGUGACAGUAUGCAGUCAUCAUUAUUAUUAUUAUUAUUAUGGCAGAAAGGGGAAGGAAGGGCACACAAAUAUACAUUGUUUAAAAUGAGCUGAUGGAUUCAAUGGUCUCAAUUCAUCAGCUCAUUUUA